ACUGUAGUACACAACACAAAACAGACAUAGUAGUAUUUAGGCGUGCGGUAGCGCAGUUACGGCUGCUCGUAAGAUUCCUUUGUCAGAAGAAUACAACUUUUGUCUUUUUCUUUGAUCUUCGUUCUCAUUACAAUCCACGCGCGAUGGAUAUUCCACGCGCCUCACACCCCGUUAUCGAUCCCAAAGUAAGGCGCGUUGGUUUCUUCGACCAACCCGAACCCGAAUCCCCGCACCUUCCGGACACUCCACCACCCGACCCGGUCUCCUCCGUCAUCAUGCCGCCUCCACGUCUUCUUUCCGAACGAACCGCCGCCGUUCCUGUUCCCGAGUCCAGGUUCCGACGCCACGAACUCGACGAUCAGGUGCCGAUUGGGAGUUACAAUCCCGCCCAGUGUGUGUUCAGAGCUUCGCCGACGGCUUCGAUUACUUCUAGCAGUGUCGGGAUCAUUGACGGCGAGUUCUCUGAGGAUUGCUCUGGUGCCGGAUGGUUUCGUGGCAGCGAAUUAAGUUUUCCUGACGGAGGGUUGGACUUACCGGCCGUGAAGCCUCAUGAAGUUUUGGCGGAGAACAGGUAUGAUGAUGCGGUGAAUGUGAAUAAUCUUCGUCGAGUUACUGAAAAGAAGCACGAGGCUGUGAAAGAAGUAUCUCCUGAUACGCCAUCAGUUUCGCAGCCAUUGAAAGCAAAAACUACAAAGGCUGAGAGACGAGCCCUGCAGGAGGCACAAAGAGCUGCAAAAGCUGCUUCUAAAGGUUAUACUAAUGGAAAUUCAGCAGUUGCUGAAUCUGGCAAAGCAUCCCCAGCGAAAAGUAAAAAGCAGUCUUCACAAAAGAAAGAUGGUCCUCCGGUUACAUCAUCAGUCACUAUUUAUAAGAAAUCUGGGAAUCAUCCUUUGGAGAAAGAGAGAAAAAAAGAUCCCCCUCCUCAACGAAUGCAAUUUGAUGAUCAAAACAGAGUGGAAAAAGCUAAACGGCGUGCACUAGUAAAUCAAACUGAAGCAAGAAACAGAGUUGAAAUAUUUCGGCAUUUGCCUCAAUAUGAACAUGGGAAUCAACUUCCUAAUCUUGAGUCUAGGCUUUUCCAACUCGACUCGAUGCAUCCUGCUGUGUUCAAGGUUGGAUUACGUUAUAUAGCCGGAGAUAUAUCAGGAGUUAAUGCUCGAUGUACCGAAAUGCUUAGAGCGCUUCAGGAUGCCAUUAUAGACUACUCCACUCCGCCUGAAAAAGUACUUAUUAGGGAUUUAACUGCAAAAAUUAAUAGUUAUGUUUCAUUUAUUAGCGAAUGCCGACCGCUUUCUAUUAGCAUGGGAAAUGCGAUUAGGUUUGUGAAGAGUCGAAUUGCCAAGUUGCCCUUAAGUUAUACUGAUACUGAGGCAAAAACAGCUCUUUGUUCUGAUAUUGACCGAUUCAUUAAUGAAAAAAUAAUUAUUGCGGAUAAGGUAAUUGUUGGACAUGCUAUUACCAAAAUUAGGGAUGGGGAUGUUCUUCUUACAUAUGGAUUGUCUUGUGUUGUUGAGAUGAUUCUCUUGUCUGCUCAUGAUCUUGGGAAAAAAUUCCGAGUUGUGGUGGUUGACUCACGACCAAAGUUUGAAAGUCAGGCCUUACUUGCUAGGCUUAUAGCCAAGGGCCUGAGUUGUAUGUAUACUCAUAUAAAUGCUGUUUCUUAUAUCAUGCACGAGGUUACAAGAGUUUUUCUGGGAGCUUCUGCUGUCAUGUCUAAUGGAACUGUACUUUCAAAGAUUGGGACUGCAUGUAUUGCAAUGGUGGCUCAUGAAUUUCGUGUUCCCGUAUUAAUUUGUUGUGAAGCUUUUAAAUUUCAUGAAAGGGUGCUACUUGAUUCAAUAUGUUGCAACGAAUUAGGCGACCCAGAUGCUGUUGCUACGGUUCCUGGAAGAAUGGAUAUCAAUUAUCUGGACAAUUGGACAAACAAAGAGAAUUUGCAGCUUUUGAAUUUGAUGUAUGAUGUUACCCCUUCGGAUUACAUCUCAGUUAUUGUUACAGAUCAUGGAAUGAUCCCUCCUACAAGUGUGCCUGUGAUCGUACGCGAGUAUGGACAAGAGCAUUACAUUACUUGAUAUAGAUAGAGAAAGGUUAGAAAGGUAAAAGCCCGUACCAAUUUUGAUAAAUGGAACUUUUCUGCAUAGUUAAUGCCUAGUUUUACAAAUUUGAUUUUUUAUUUAUUUUUAGCUUUACCUCUCCAAACGACUGUGGAGAUAUUCGGAUUGUUUAAGUGGUUUUGUCUAAUUUGUACAGGUAAAAUAGUUUUGCACACCAUACACAAGUGUGUGUUUUUCACCAUUGGAUCAUUAAGUUCCAUUUAUAUUUUAUUUUGAUUCAGUGGUUGAAAA
Molecule: messenger RNA, 2345 nt
Organism: Trifolium pratense (red clover)
Lineage: Eukaryota; Viridiplantae; Streptophyta; Magnoliopsida; Fabales; Fabaceae
Product: translation initiation factor eIF-2B subunit delta-like
Exons: 7
Coding region: 144-2072 (642 amino acids)
Source: RefSeq, a predicted model, not a curated record